GUUACCUCAGGGCCGAUCCGGUGCUCCGUUCUCCGUCUUCUCGAACCGCGGCCCGCGUGGACUUCCGCUCGGAUCCCCGGCGCGGGCGGAGCGGGGCUGCAACAUGGCCGCUUCGGGUCUGGAUCAUCUCAAAAAUGACUACAGAAGAAGAUUUUGCCGGCCUUCCAGGGCACCUGAUAUUCAUACAGAGCAAGGUCAGAACAUGGUGGAAUUCUUACAAGACUGUUUUGAAGAAAAAAGUCUUGCCAAUGACUUUAGCACAAAUUCUAUGAAAUCAAUGCUUUGUUCAACACCCAAAGAAAGAGACAAUUGUAGCCAGACACCAAACCAGGAGAGGCAAAAAUCGCUUCCAAAAUCAGUUCCAGUUUCUUCAAAGAAGAAAGACAACUUCCUACCGUCCGUUGAGAAACCAAGUAAAGCUGCCAGGAGAUCAGUUCACGCCAAUGAAGUUGAUCAGAAUAUUCUGGAAACUGAUGUUGGUUCUAGAAAUACACCACACUUGAAAAAUGUAUCCAGCAGAAAGCCAGAUGAUCAAAACAGUGGAUCUGAUGAAGAGUUUUACUUAUCUGUUGGCUCACCUUCUGUUCCUUUGAAUGCAAAAUCACCUGCGUCACAAAAUGCUGCUCCAUCUGUUGCCAGGGAGACCUACAUUUUUGAAAAUUCAGAAAAUGUGCUGUCUUCAAGUACAGAGAUUUCUUUGAAAACAAAAAAAAGAUUAAACUUUGAAAACAAAGACAUUUUGGAAAACACUGAAACAGAAAAUGAAGAAUCGGAAGUAGAGGAUAAAAUAUCAGAAGGACAACAAGAAAGGAAACGAUCAGAAACAUCUCAGAAGAAAAUACAAGAUUCGGAGUUUGAAAUUCAACCACAAACUAAAAAGAGCUUUUCAACUUUGUUUUUAGAAACUGUAACAAGAAGAAGUGAAUUGAGUCUCGUUAGGCAUACAGAAACUGCUCCACCUCAUCCGCCAUCUCCAAGAAAUAUGAAAUUACUAGAAGAUGAAUUUAUAAUUGAUGAGUCAGAUACAAGUUUUGCCAGUCAUUCGUGGGUUACCAUACCAAGAAAGGCUGGGCCUCAGAAACAAUGGCCAGUGUCCCUUGCUGAGAGCCUUGCUGCCAAGGCAUCAAGAGAGAAAGAUGGCGAUGGACUCCCUAAGACCUCAGCAGGUGACAACCAGGCACAUGAAACUCGGCCAGCACAGAAAUCUCUGUCUGAUGAUGAAAAAAGACAAGGUAUAAGUUGUACUUUGACAGAUGAAGUGGAAAAUAAUUGUACAUCUACAAAAUGUGAAAUAUAUUCCAAGAACAAAGAAAAGUCAUCUAGAAAUAAAAGAACUGCAAAACAAAAAAGAAAAUUUAAGGGCAACAUAGUUGAAGAACAGCUUGAUGUGGGACAUGCUAAAAAGAAAAAAAUAAAUAUGUCACAUACUGCACACGACAAGUUACAGAGAAAUCUGGGCAGAAAUAAUGAUCAAAAAGCAAAGAAAAAUGAUAUUUCCAAAAAGAUAUCACCUACAGGAAGCAAACAAAAAAAGAAGCCCCCAAAAGGUAAACAAGAUUCUAACAAGAAGCAAGUUUUCAUUGAGUCCAAGAACAAAGUUGUAGCUGAGGAAAUGACUUUGACUGUCAUGAGAAGUCAGAGAAUUUCCAGGCGUCCAUCUGAUUGGUGGAUGGUAAAAUCACAGGAGAGUCCUGUUCACAGCAAUUGUUCUCCAAUAAGAAAUGAAUUACCAGUGCAUCGCAGCAGUAGACAAAAACCUGCUAAGAGAGCGAAUCAGUCGUCUAAGAAUACUGGGAAGAAAACUGCCCCGCCUAAAAGACAGAAGACACGUGUGCAAGGCAGCUCAAGGGCACAGAAGACUGUAAAUGAUGAAGAUUCUAAAGUUCUUUCGGUCCAUAAUGAAGUUCCCGAUUGUUCUCAGAGUGAUGAGCCAAUGGAAAAUGAUGAGUCACACUUGGCUAAGAAGAGAAACUCCGGUUGCUCAGGAUCUACAAAGAGUUCAAAGGAUCAAGACAGUGUUAUGACAGCACAAGAUACUUGUCUAAAAUCUCAGAAUAAUGAAUGCAAAGCUUCCACAGAGCUUACGUUGAAUUCUGUAGAACCUAAACGUUUGGUUUUGGAAGAAAGUGGACCUUCCAGGCACAAGAGUAAUUUAAUCUCUCAAGAGAGUAAUUCUGAUGUAGAUGAAGAAGAAGUUCGGGGUAUUUUAGAUGACGAACGAAGGACGUCGGAGAAGAAAAUACAUCACAAAUUAGUAUUGCCUUCAAACACGCCAAAUGUUCGCAGGACCAAGAGAGUACGUUUGAAACCUUUGGAAUAUUGGCGAGGUGAACGAAUAGAUUAUCAAGGAACACCGUCAGGAGGAUUUGUGAUUGGUGGAGUGCUAUCCCCAGAUGUUGUACUACCUAAACGGAAGGCAAGAGCAAACAUGGAAAAAGUCAACCAAAUGGCUAAUGGAAAAAGAAUCUGUCUUGAUAGUGCUAAAAGAAAGAACAGAUUAAUGGUAAAUCUAGAUGUUUCUCUUGGAAACCCUUUUGAGCCAACCAGGGUAAAGGAUCCAGAAACAAGAGAAAUUAUUCUCAUGGAUCUUGUUAGGCCACAAGAUACCUACCAAUUUUUUGUAAAGCAUGGUGAGUUGAAAGUUUAUAAAACGUUGGAUACACCAUAUUUUUCUACUGGGAAGUUGAUACUAGGACCACAAGAAGAAAAAGGAAAGCAGCAUGUUGGCCCAGAUAUAUUGGUAUUUUAUGUUAACUAUGGUGACCUUUUGUGUACUUUACAUGAAACACCUUAUCUGUUAUCUACAGGGGAUUCGUUCUUUGUUCCUUCAGGUAAUUAUUACAACAUCAAAAAUCUCCUGAAUGAGGAAAGUGUUCUUCUUUUUACUCAAAUAAAAAGAUGAAAAAUGGAACCAGUUUAAAUGCCUGUAUGUAUAUAUGUAUAUGGCUAUGUAUACACAUGCAUCAAAUGUUUGUAUAGUUGGGACAUUUUUGUAUUACUUGUAAUGUUUUAAAAUAAAAUUUUAUUCAGUUUUGUGUGAA
Messenger RNA from Ochotona curzoniae (black-lipped pika), 3041 nucleotides. It is a transcript of the gene CENPC, whose product is annotated as centromere protein C. Gene Ontology annotation, cellular component: kinetochore. The record is from RefSeq and is a predicted model, not a curated record. Gene Ontology annotation, molecular function: centromeric DNA binding. The transcript has 19 exons. Gene Ontology annotation, biological process: kinetochore assembly; attachment of mitotic spindle microtubules to kinetochore; spindle attachment to meiosis I kinetochore. Lineage: Eukaryota; Metazoa; Chordata; Mammalia; Lagomorpha; Ochotonidae. Bases 104 to 2902 code for a protein of 932 amino acids.